AUACUUGCCGUUCCCCACCGUAGACAAACUACCCCACGCCCCAUAGAGUUUAGGGUUAGGAAGGUGUCCACACCAGUAUCAACAACACCUUCUCCUAAGAAAGUCACUCUACUUUAACAUGUACGUCCAUUGGUCUUCAACAAGCCAGUUCCAAUCGAAAAAAAAAAAAAUAAAAUAACACACAGAAAAGAAAACUAACAUAGCCUACUCAACUACCAAAAGCUUACUACUAAGGAGUCCUCGAACAACACUGCCACAGCCAUGACAUCCAAAUCAACCCCGUCAGACUUCCACUUCAAAUUCACAACAGUGACCGGUUAUUUCCUCCAAGAUGACCCAAUUACCGACCCCGACAACUUCGACUAUGUAACAUCCAAUUUCGGACUCAUACCCCGGGGCUACGACUCCGACCCUGAGUUCGACCCAGAGGGCCGCAAGACUCAAUGGGAACGAUUCGAGUACCAUAUCAACAAGCUAAACCGGGAUAGCAGUCCCGAGACGCAGUUCAAACUGCUCUUCCUGGGUAGACACGGAGAAGGCAUCCAUAAUGUCGCCGAGAGGAGGUAUGGGACGGAGCUUUGGGAUUGCUACUGGUCCCUCCAAAACGGCGACGAGACCGGUACCUGGGUCGACGCCCGUCUCACCGACGUAGGCAUCUCGCAAGCCGAAACAGCCAACCAGGCGUGGAGAACACAAAUCAAGGACAAGAUCCCUUCUCCACAGUCCUACUACGUGAGUCCCUUGAAUCGGUGUCUAGCGACCGCUAGCAUCACUUUUAAGAACCUAGGUUUACCGCAUACGGAGCCCUUUCGGCCUGUAAUCAAAGAGCUCCUCCGCGAAACAAUCGGCCUCCACACCUGUGACAGCCGAUCCAGCAAAGCCGCCAUCGCGGAGGAAUACCCCCUGUACCGAUUCGAGGAGGCCUUCGCGGAAGAAGAUCCGCUGUAUGACCCCGAGCUCCGGGAAUCGGACUCCGCGCGGGAUGUCCGGCUCCGGGAGCUACUGUCCGAUGUGUUUGCGCAUGAUGCGAGUACGGUGGUGUCGUUGACGGCGCAUUCGGGGGCGAUUACGAGUAUUCUGGAGGUGGUGGGGCAUCGGCGGUUUGCGUUGAUGACGGGCGCGGUGAUUUCGGUGCUGGUGAGGGCGGAGAGGGUUGAGGGGCCGAACCCUCCUGUGACGGUGGAGCCGCCGACCAGGGCGCCCGUUUGUCCGCCUCGGAGUCGGGUUUAGGGGUUUCAUUUGGGGGAGGGUGAAAGGGUGGUGUGGUGUGGUUGGUUGGGAUAGAGAAUAGAUCUUAUUUUAUGAAGGAUGGGGGAUGUGGCUGAUGAGAGAGCAUGUAGAUAUAUGUUGUAUAUUUCAAUAUUGUACAUGUAGUGAGCUCUGUCCACUACAGACAGGCUCCUUUGUGAAGUUCGGUCGGCGUCUUCCAUCACGAAUAAUCUGAACAGGUUGGGCCAA
Molecule: messenger RNA, 1458 nt
Organism: Aspergillus pseudotamarii
Lineage: Eukaryota; Fungi; Ascomycota; Eurotiomycetes; Eurotiales; Aspergillaceae
Product: histidine phosphatase family protein
Exons: 4
Coding region: 262-1230 (322 amino acids)
Cellular component (GO): cytoplasm
Molecular function (GO): phosphatase activity
Source: RefSeq, a predicted model, not a curated record